AUGGCCGACGGCGACGUGAAAAAGGGGACGGUGAAGUGGUUCAACGAUCAGAAGGGUUUCGGCUUCAUAACCCCCGACGACGGCAGCGAGGAUCUGUUCGUCCACCAGUCGGCCAUCAAGACCGACGGCUUCCGCAGCCUCGGUGACGGCGAGGCGGUCGAGUACGUGCUCGACCAAGGCAGCGAUGGCCGUCCCAAGGCCGCGAACGUGACUGGCCCAGGCGGAUCGUCCGUCCAGGGGAGCACCCGCGGCGGUGGAGGCGGAAGGAGCGGCGGUGGAGGCUACGAUGGAGGCAGCAGGGGCGGAGGGGGAGGCUAUGACGGUGGCAGCAGGGGCGGCAGCCGAGGCUAUGGCGGAGGUGGAGGAGGCUACGGUGGAGGCGGAGGUUACGGUGGUGGAGGCGGCGGGGGAUAUGGCGGCGGUGGAGGCGGAGGUGGCGCCUGCUACAAGUGCGGUGAGAGUGGGCACAUGGCGAGGGAUUGCUCUCAGGGAGGUGGCGGGGGCGGUGGCGGACGCUACGGCGGAGGUGGAGGAGGCGGUGGCGGUUGCUACAAGUGUGGGGAGGACGGGCAUUUUGCUCGUGAGUGUCCCAACCAAGACCGUUGA
This is a messenger RNA of Striga hermonthica, 606 nucleotides long. The record is from the annotation of a GenBank genome assembly. NCBI's taxonomy places the organism in Eukaryota, Viridiplantae, Streptophyta, Magnoliopsida, Lamiales, Orobanchaceae.